Messenger RNA from Medicago truncatula (barrel medic), 1317 nucleotides. Its product is annotated as replication termination factor 2. The transcript has 2 exons. NCBI's taxonomy places the organism in Eukaryota, Viridiplantae, Streptophyta, Magnoliopsida, Fabales, Fabaceae. Gene Ontology annotation, cellular component: nucleus. Gene Ontology annotation, molecular function: protein binding. The record is from RefSeq and is a predicted model, not a curated record. Gene Ontology annotation, biological process: mitotic DNA replication termination. The coding region runs from base 142 to 1227 and encodes 361 amino acids.
UAUAGGGUAAAAUUUUCUUAAAAUUAAAAUCAAUAACCAAGGGCUCCGAUUUCAAAAAAUUCACGAUACAAUAAUCAUUCAAUCUCCGAUUUUCGUUUCUCUAUACAAAUACAAAAUUCACAAACCCUAGAAAAAUCGAAAAUGCAUCGCAAAUCAUUCCAAAUCCUUGUUCAAUCACCGGACCUACAAAUUCACCCUAAAUCCGUCACCGGCGACGAAACCCUCUCCGAUCUAAAACACUCUAUCUUCCCCAAUUCACAAUCAUCCUUCUACUUCACCCUCAACGGAAAACCUCUCUCCGAUGACACCAAUUUCUCCACCUCCCGAAUCGCACCUCUUUCAACCCUAGUCCUUCAAUCACGCCUCCGUGGUGGCGGUGGAGAUGGAGGCUCUACAUGUGCCGAGUCACGUGACUGUUACCUCAAGAUGUACGCGGAGAAGAAACCCGAUAAGGUUGAUCCAAACGAGCAGAGGCUAUCGAAAUGGCAGAACUGUGCGUUAUCGAAUGAGCCUUUACGUGAACCGUGUGUGAUUGAUAAGCUUGGGAAUAUUUUCAAUAAGGAAUCAUUGGUGGAAGCGUUGUUGGGGAAGAAGCUGCCGAAAGAGUUUGGGUAUAUUAAGGGUUUGAAGGAUAUGAUUAAAAUUAAGCUUGAAUCUGUUCCUGGUGAGGAUGAUGGUGCUAAGUUUCGGUGUCCCGUUGCGGGGCUUGAGUUUAAUGGAAAGUAUAAGUUUUUCGCUCUUAGGAAUUGUGGGCAUGUUUUGAGUGCUAAGGCUUUGAAAGAAGUUAAAUCUUCGGCGUGUUUGGUUUGUCAUGAGGAAUUUGGUGAGGGGGAUAAGAUUGUGAUUAAUGGGAAUGAAGAAGAGGUUGAGGUUUUGAGGGAGAGGAUGGAGGAGGAGAAGGCUAAGGUUAGGGAGAAAAAAACCAAGAAGGUUAAGAAUAAUGAUAGUGAGGCUGUCGAUGGUUUGAGUUUGGAAGCGUCAAAGUUGACUGGUACUAAGCAUGGUUUGAAUGUGGAGAAGGCUUCGGCUAAGGUGGAUAAGAAUGGGAAGGUUGCUAAUGGUAACAAAGGUGUUAAUGGUGGUGCUGCUGCUGCUAAGCGUUUCAAGGCGACUGAUAUUGCCCCGGCAAAUGCAACCGAGGUCUAUGCUUCCAUCUUUACUUCUUCUAGAAAGUCUGAAUUUAAAGAAACAUAUUCUUGCAGGUCUCUGCCUCUUGGUAGAAAUUAACUUGUAUUUUGUAUUCAAGUUUGUACUUUAUAUUCAUGUUAAAUGUACUCAAUUACAAUUUGUUGUGUUCACUGUUCAGUUAUCGAGCAA